Messenger RNA from Olea europaea var. sylvestris, 1232 nucleotides. RefSeq names its product UDP-glycosyltransferase 83A1-like. The transcript is spliced from 2 exons. The coding region runs from base 46 to 690 and encodes 214 amino acids. The record is from RefSeq and is a predicted model, not a curated record. NCBI's taxonomy places the organism in Eukaryota, Viridiplantae, Streptophyta, Magnoliopsida, Lamiales, Oleaceae.
AUAAAUAAGCCCCCUUUCUUCAUUGACACCUGUAUAAGGAUAAGCAUGAAGUUUAUGAUACAAAUACAACUUCAUUGGAUGAAGAAAAAUACAAUGGCCACCCCACAUGUUCUAGCCAUUCCUUAUCCAGCACAAGGCCAUGUUAUCCCCUUAAUGGAAGUUUCACUACGGCUAGUAAAACAUGGCAUCAAAGUCACAUUUGUGAAUACGGAAUUCAAUCACAAGAGAGUUGUCGAAGCAUUAUCAGAGACAGAAAACACACAAGAAAAAGAAAGUGUAAAUUUGGUAGCAAUCCCAGAUGGAAUUGAACCAUGGGAGGACAGAAAUGAACUGGGAAAAUUAUCCGAAGCAAUUUUGAAUUUCAUGCCUGGGAAGUUGGAGGACUUAAUCCAAAAGAUAAACGAAACAGAUAGAGAUAGAAUUAUGUGUGUUAUAGCAGAUUAUGGCAUGGGAUGGGCGCUGGAGCUAGCCAAGAAGUUGGGAAUCAAGACAGUAGCCUUCUGCUCGGCCGCAGCUGCUAUGUUGAACUUACUUGCUAACUGUCCAAAGCUGAUUGACGACGGAAUCAUCGACAGUGAUGCCAGUGGUGGAUUUAGGUGGUGGCGAGUUAGGACGACUGCCCUAUAUUCACCGACGGCCGCCUUAGAUGUAUUCACCGUAACCGUUGGAAUGUUGCAGAGUAGAAUGUAGCUGUCCUAGUUGGAUUUACCGAUCGUCGGAGGAAGAGGACGCACAGGAAGAAAGAGGAGGAAGAGAGGAUCAUCCAUAUGGAACUUUUUUUUUUUGGGUACCUGCAAGUGAUCGCGCAGGAAAGUCCAAUUCACUACGUGACUGUUUGAGAGAGAAUUUACACAGAGAAGAUGAUGAAGAGAAAGAUGAGGCCGUGGAAUUUAUAGAGUGAGCUCGUAGCCACUGGGUGUUUGGCAAAGAUCAAUAGUGGCUAGGCUUUGACUUUGAUUUGAAAUUUGCACACAGACACAGAGAUUAACUGUCUAUUACUUGAAGUUUGAAUCUUGAAUCUAGAUUUUAGUCUUAUCCUUGGCUUCACGCAAGCAUUUUUUUUGGGUUCUGCAAUUUGUGCCUUCGAAGCAGCAAAUUGGUUUUGAAAUUCUUGACCCCACAAAUACCAACUCCAAUGGAUGAUGCUGAUUUUGGAUUAUCUCACUGUUUUUAUUGUAUUUUCUAAUCUGAUUAUUUAAUGUUCUAUAUUUAAUACUAUUAUUUUAGGUUCA